Messenger RNA from Trichoderma reesei QM6a, 1449 nucleotides. RefSeq lists its product as uncharacterized. Bases 1 to 1449 code for a protein of 482 amino acids. NCBI's taxonomy places the organism in Eukaryota, Fungi, Ascomycota, Sordariomycetes, Hypocreales, Hypocreaceae. The transcript has a single exon. The record is from RefSeq and is a predicted model, not a curated record.
AUGCCCCCCAAAGGAAAAGGUCGAAAGGCGGCAGCCCCAAAGAACCCCCCGGUACGACGCUCAGAGAGAACAAACAAAAAAGCAGCAACACCCGUCGAAGAAGAGAUCCCAGGCGGACCAGAAAGAUUUGCCCCGUGGUUCCCCCUCCUGCAAAAGAUUCGAAAAGACAAUUGGAACCGACAGAACAACAUCCCGGUCGAAGGCGCCAACUUACACCAGGCUCAGAACCAAGCAAAGAACGAGUUCCCCGAUAUUCUCGAGAACAUAGAACGCUCUCUGAGUGCUGCCCCAAAGGUCUUCGACAACAAACUGGUUCCGCCCAGCGAGUAUCCCGCCGUACAGCUGCAGAAUGGCGUCCUGACCCCCGAACUGUCCAGACGACCAAAAAACCUGGAAUGGCUCCGGGCACGACUCCGAACAGCACGCCACAUCACGGACUGGCCUGCCUCCAAAUGGCAGUCUUACACCAUGCAUUCGUACUUGAGCACCACCAGAGAAGCCGUCAUGUGCGGCACCAUGUCGCUGUUCCAGGAAUACCCCCAGCAGCCCGACUACAUCAGGACGUUUUGCCAAUCCUUCAACGACUUCCCCGAAUACGCCCCCUUUUCGCGCGGCAUCGAAAAGCCGUGUCCCGGAUUCGCCCAGGGCUUCAGGCUCGAUGCGUAUCCAUGCGUCGACGUCGAGUACCUCCACGCCUCGGUCUGCUUCACCCACGGACAAAUCUCCCUCGUGCACCCGCACCUCGUCGGCGACUUCGCCUACGGCGACCUCAAGGCCAUGGAGGCAACAAGCGCGCGCCACGGUGCGGCAAUGGUCUACAUGCGGAACAUUGCCCUCGCCCACAUGCAACAUGAGACGUUACCCGACUGUGCAGAUCUCAUGACGUUUACCACCAACGGCAUCUUUAUCAACUUUUACGCGCACUUUGAAUCGAGGUCGCUGGAUGGAAAGGUGCUCUAUCACCAGUAUCCUGUCCUGACGGCGAAUCUGCUGGGGUCGCACCACGAGUUUCUGCAGGGCGUUGCCAUGCUGCGGAACUGUCAGGACCAUGCUCUGUUCAUGGCUACGCGCUUGAGGGAUUCUCUGGAGAAGUACCACAUACAGAACGGUGUAAGUGCAUGGACGUAUCGUCUAGAUCAGGGAGAGCACAUCUUGUCGGAGAGCGAGGACAGCGAGAUGGGAGAAGCUCAUGAUGAGACGGAGUUUGUGAGUGCAGACGGAGGCUCGACGGAUAGCGAGAGCAACGAUGGCAGCAGCAGCAGCGACGAGGACGAGUGCUAUGACACGGCGUACGAAGACCAGUCGCCAAAGAGGCUUCAGGUCCGGGGCCUCAUGAUGCUGAGACCGAGGAGAGGCGUCGUGCUGCGGAGGGAGCAGAGGGAUUCCAGCUCGCAGAAGCGGAGAGCUGGCAAAGGUGCUGAUGGGGCGGCAAAGAAGAGGAGGAAGUAG